AUGCCCAUGUCUGUGGCAAAAGUGGUGUACUCUCACGCAGGUCUGUGCCCAAAUGACCUGAACCCCAACCUGUGGGUGGAUGCUAUGAGCACCUGCAUGCGCGAGUGUGAAUCUGACCAGGACUGUGAGUCCUUUGAGAAGUGCUGCCCUAAUGUCUGUGGUAACAAGAGCUGUGUGGCAGCACGCUAUAUUGACAUUAAGGGCAACAAAGGCCCCGUUGGAAUGCCAAAGGGCGCCACCUGCGACAAGUUCAUGUGCUCCCAGCAAGGGUCCGAGUGCGACAUCUGGGACGGCCAGCCUGUCUGUAAGUGCCGGGACCGCUGUGAGAGAGAACCCCACUUCACGUGUGCAUCUGACGGCAUGACAUAUUAUAACAAGUGCUACAUGGAUGCAGAGGCCUGUUCCAAGGGUAUCUCUAUCUCUGAGGUCACCUGCAGGUACCACCUGACCUGGCCAAACACCAGUCCACUCCCCGCGGAGACCACCUUACAUCCCACCACUGCCCUCCAGACCACCCUCCCAGCUGACAUCCAGCUCCCCACCAUACACAGCGGCCCCACCCAACAGGCUGUUUUUGAGGGUGAGACAGCGAGCUUCCUGUGUGAGGUGUCUGGGAAGCCAAGGCCAGAAAUCACCUGGGAGAAACAACUGAAGGGCAAAGAGAACACCGUAAUGAAACCCAAUCAUGUCCAAGGGAACGUCGUGGUCACCAACAUCGGCCAGCUGGUCAUAUACAAUGCGCAACUUCAGGAUGCCGGCAUCUAUACGUGCACAGCCAAAAAUGUUGGGGGUAGUGUAUCAUCACACUUUCCCUUGGUAGUGAUCAAGAGAGAAGUGAAAGGUAAGAAUGCAGAGGGGAAUAGCACCAACCUGCCAUUUCCAGCUGAAGAGUGCCUUAAGAGUGCAGACACAGAUGACUGUGGAGAAGAGAGCAUGAGCUGGUACUAUGAACCAAAGAGGAACAAUUGCUUCACCUUCACUUACAGUCAGUGCAAUAAAAACCGUAACCAUUUCGACACCUAUGAAGACUGCAUGCUGUCAUGCGGUGCAGAGCUGGCGGCUCCCUGUAGCCUACCGAGCCUCCAGGGGCCUUGCAAGGCCUAUGAGCCUCGCUGGGCUUAUAGCAGCAGCCUUAAAAAGUGCCAGUCCUUCGUGUAUGGCGGCUGUGGUGGCAACGAGAACAACUUUGAGUCUAAAGAGGCCUGCGAAGAGAUGUGUCCCUUUCCGAAGAACCACAACUGCAAGAUGUGUAAAACCCGAGCCAAGAUGGUCACCAGCUUCUGCAAAAGUGACUUUGUGAUCCUCGGGCGUGUGACUGAGCUGACUGAGGAGCAAGAGUCAGGCCACGCGUUGGUGACAGUGGAGGAGAUCUUGAAGGAUGACAAGAUGGGUCUGAGGUUCUUUGGCAAAGAGCCCUUGGAGGUGACUCUUCUGAACAUGGACUGGAACUGCCCCUGCCCCAAUAUCACUACAGCCAACGGGCAGCUCAUCAUCAUGGGGGAUGUUCACAACGGGAUGGCCGUCCUACAGCCCGACAGCUUUGUUGGCUCCUCCAGCACUCGUAGAGUCAGGAAGCUACGUGAGGUUCUCCACAAGAAAACCUGUGAUUUCCUUAAAGAUUUCUCUGCCGUCCAGUAAAGUCUCACACUCCACUGACCUCACCAGUAACUGCUAGUAAACACAAAACUAGUAAAUUAUCUGUAUCAUUGGAGGUUGCCUGUUUCAGAUGUUUUUCCAUACAUACUUCUUUUUCCUUAUUGCUCAGUAGAUCUCAGAAAAUUGCUCCUCACAGUUUUACUGUUGUCACUGAUGCUUUUUGUCAGUUGUUUUCAUUCAUGACUUCUGUGAAGAAGUAGAAAGAAAAGUCUAUUUUUUUUUUUUUACUGGAAUCAAGUUUUGAUGGCCACACCUAGGGUACACUGUCUGGAAAGGGCAGUUAGAAGGGGAUUUAGUGUUAGCAACAAGCAUUUACCCUGUACAAAGUAUUUAAUCUUUAUAGUGGUUCACUAAAAUGGCAUUAUAUUUGCUCUCCAUGUUAUCUUAAACAAACUAAUAUAAUUCAUUUAGCAGUAUUUUUAUAAUAUGACUGGUACGUUUGCUUUAUGUAUUUUGUGGGUUAUCACAAAAAAAACAAUAUAAAGAAACACUGUGUAACAUCUGUCCAGAGCACUUGAGCUCACAAAGCCUCAGAUUAUGUACCAGAAUCAAAUAAGCUCUUUGGUUUCAUAUUUUGUGGAAUCUGUUUUGAUACGUUUUUAUUUUCAGUUUUUCA
Molecule: messenger RNA, 2272 nt
Organism: Micropterus dolomieu (smallmouth bass)
Lineage: Eukaryota; Metazoa; Chordata; Actinopteri; Centrarchiformes; Centrarchidae
Gene: wfikkn2a
Product: info WAP, follistatin/kazal, immunoglobulin, kunitz and netrin domain containing 2a
Exons: 3
Coding region: 1-1638 (545 amino acids)
Cellular component (GO): extracellular region
Molecular function (GO): serine-type endopeptidase inhibitor activity; protein binding
Source: RefSeq, a predicted model, not a curated record